Erinaceus europaeus (western European hedgehog) is the source of this 953-nucleotide messenger RNA. Its product is annotated as sulfotransferase 2A1-like. The transcript has 6 exons. Gene Ontology annotation, cellular component: cytoplasm. Gene Ontology annotation, molecular function: sulfotransferase activity. NCBI's taxonomy places the organism in Eukaryota, Metazoa, Chordata, Mammalia, Eulipotyphla, Erinaceidae. The coding region runs from base 67 to 930 and encodes 287 amino acids. Gene Ontology annotation, biological process: sulfation. The record is from RefSeq and is a predicted model, not a curated record.
GCACAUUGCAACCUACAGCAGUGGCAGUGGUUGACAAUCUAGGGCCUAGCACAAAUAGUCACCAUAAUGUCUGACAAACACACAUGGUUUGAAGGAAUCCCUUUGUUAACUGAACUUAUUUCACCUGAGUUCCUGAGUGAAGAGUGGAAGAAGUUUGUGUUCAAGGAAGAUGAUGUACUGUUACUGACUUACCCCAAGUCAGGGACACACUGGAUGAAAGAAAUUCUUGGCCUUAUUUAUGAAAAGGGAGAUCCCAAGUGGAACCAUUCUUUGCCCAUCUGGGAACGUUCACCCUGGCUAGAGUUUAAGCGAGGAUAUAGACUGCUAAAGGACAACAAUGGCCCGCAUUUCAUCUCCACCCACCUCCCGAUCCAGCUCCUCCCCAAGUCUCUCUUUACUUCCAAAGCCAAGGUGAUUUAUGUCAUCAGAAACCCCAGAGACGUGCUUGUAUCUGGUUAUUUUUUCACCAGCAUUAUGCCUGUUUGUAAGCAGCCGGAAUCAUUUGAACAGUAUUUCCAGUGGUUCCUGCAAGGAAAUGUCAUGUAUGGGUCCUGGUUUGAGCACACUCUGGGCUGGAUGACCAUGAGAGGGAAGGAGAACUACCUGAUGCUGAGUUAUGAAGAGCUGAAGAGGGACACAAGAAGCACGGUUGAGAAGAUCUGCUGGUUCCUGGGCAAGAAAUUGGAACGUGCAGAAAUGAACUCCCUCCUCAAGCACAGCUCCUUUGAGGUUAUGAAAGAUAACUUGCGGUCCAAUUACACCCACGCUGCCACUUCUCUCGCUGCCACUUUGAUGCGUGACUCAUUAAUGCGAAAAGGUAUUUCCGGGGACUGGAAAAAUCAUUUCACGGUGGCCCAGGCAGAAGCCUUUGACAGAGUAUUCCAGGAGAAGAUGGCAGGUCUCUCUCCAGAGCUGUUCCUGUGGGAGUAACAUUCUAAAGUUCCUGGGUCUCA